AUGAUUGAUUAUCACAGGUUAGUAAAUUCAGUAGAGAGGCACACCAGAUGCAGUCCAGCGUAUUGCCUGAAAAAGAAGAGGGUUGACCUGCCUGCAGAGUGCAGAUUUGGGUUCCCAAAACCAUUACAAGAGGAAACUGCGCUGAUUUAUGAGGUACGAGGUAAGAAAAAUAAAUCUGUACACUCAGAGUUGCAAACCAAGAGAAAUGAUGAGAGGCUGAAUUCACACAACAGGGUCAUGCUUGAGAAUUGGCGGGCCAAUGUGGAUUUACAGAAUGAUGACCAAGUGUCUUCUGCAAUCAAGAAAGCAAUGAUCCAAGUUGCUGGUGAUCGAGACAUGGCUGCUCAGGAGACUGCCCAUAUGUUACUCAGUUUGCCUUUGGUAGGCUGUACGUAUAGUUUUGUUACUGUUUCUUUAGAAAACAGUAGAAAAGUGAUCCUUGAUGCAGAAAAUCCACAAGAGGAAGUACUUCAGAAUUCUGUUCUUCAAGAUUAUGGAGAGCGGACAAAAGUGGAGAGUAGGUAUAGGGGGUUAUCUCAGUUGAAUUUGAUGCAGUAUGCAUCUCAGUUCACAAGAGUCAGAGGUGAGUUGACAAAACGAGUGAAUCCUUAUAUUGUCAGGACAUUUCCAAAGGUUACAGCCAAUCCUGGCAGCCCUACCUUUGGAAAAUACUGCAAGUAUCAACUCAUUAAGUUUAAACCAUGGGAAGAUAAGUCAUCAAAUGCAUGGGACAAUAUGGAGGAAACUGAUGAUAUGUUUAUUAACACAUAUGCUUCAUUUCUUCAGACAGAUUUUGCUAGAGACAAUGUAUUUGGGUAUUCUAUUGAAACAGAGAUGGUCCAUGCUGCACAGACAGAUGAAACAUAUGGAACUGAUGAAAGUAGUGAUGAAAGCGAUGACGAACAGGAUCAACCUAAUGAGGAAGAGCAAAUUGAGGAUUGGAUGUUGUUAUGUAGACUCAACCAACAUUAUGAGGAUGCAGGAAAUCAAAUGGCAAAUAACGAAGCAGUGGAUUGGUUCGAAGCAGCAAGAGGCGUGCCUGGGGAUUUGUUGAGAGAAUCUCCUGGAUGGAUUUCUAAACAGAGAAGGGAUGCAGAGGAGCAAGGUAUGCAGUAUCACACAGGUGACCAACAAGUGGUGGUUGACCCAGGGACCUUGAAUGACAAACAGCGCUGGCAUUUGACAUUAUCACUGCAUCCAUGGCUAAUGAUGAAUGUGAACCGCUACAUAUGA
Messenger RNA from Dendronephthya gigantea, 1233 nucleotides. RefSeq lists its product as uncharacterized. The transcript has 2 exons. The record is from RefSeq and is a predicted model, not a curated record. NCBI's taxonomy places the organism in Eukaryota, Metazoa, Cnidaria, Anthozoa, Malacalcyonacea, Nephtheidae. Bases 1 to 1233 code for a protein of 410 amino acids.